Eurytemora carolleeae is the source of this 774-nucleotide messenger RNA. Its product is annotated as pre-mRNA-splicing factor ATP-dependent RNA helicase DHX15. Bases 1 to 672 code for a protein of 223 amino acids. Lineage: Eukaryota; Metazoa; Arthropoda; Copepoda; Calanoida; Temoridae. Gene Ontology annotation, molecular function: RNA binding; ATP binding. Gene Ontology annotation, cellular component: intracellular anatomical structure; spliceosomal complex. The transcript has 7 exons. The record is from RefSeq and is a predicted model, not a curated record.
AUGGAGUUAGUGAGCUCUAAACGGAACCGUGAGGAGGAUAUCCGCCCUGGUUUAAAGAUGAAUCCUCACUCUGGUCUGCCCUUUUCUCCCAGAUAUUUCGAACUUUUCAGGAAAAGAUGCCAGCUCCCUGUCUGGGAUUAUCAGGAAAAGUUUCUAGAUCUCUUGGCUCGACACCAGAAUAUUUGUUUAGUCGGAGAAACAGGUUCUGGAAAGACGACCCAGAUCCCCCAGUGGUGUGUAGAUUUCUCUAAAUCUAUGGGGAAAAAGACAGUCGCCUGUACUCAACCCAGGAGGGUGGCAGCUAUGUCUGUUGCGCAGAGAGUAGCAGAAGAGAUGGAUGUAUCCUUAGGUCAGGAGGUUGGGUACUCUAUCAGGUUUGAGGAUUGUUCUGGGCCUAGAACUCUUCUCAAGUACAUGACUGAUGGUAUGUUGCUGAGAGAAGCUAUGAGUGAUCCAAUGUUAGAGAACUAUCAGGUUAUAUUGCUUGACGAAGCUCACGAAAGGACUCUAGCAACUGAUAUUCUCAUGGGGGUGCUCAAGACUGUUGUUACCCACAGGUUGAUACCUUUCCAACUCUACCAAAAAAAAAAAAAUAAAUGUCCAUUAUUUUUAAUCUUGAUUCACUGGAUAUUCGCAAUUAUUGAAUAUAAUAUACUCUGUAUAUUAAUGUGAUAUAUGCAACCAUAUGAAUAUCAUGACAACAAUCGGAAAUUUUCUAUGUACUUCGCCAGGAGUCCUGAAAAUAAUCCUAAAAUAAACAUAAACAUAAACAGA